GAAACAACAACCCUUAAAAAAUUCUGGCCGCGUCCGUACAUCUGGUCUCUCUUCCAUUUCUUCUUCACACCUCUCAAAUCCCAUCAAUCCUAAGCUCGUUGUGUCACAGUCAACUCAAACCCCCAUCUCUUUCAAUCUUCUCUAGGGCACGUAGCCACCCUAUUCCUCCCCCGAAAUUGUUCAAGAGUUCAAUAGCUGAACCCGAACCCGAACGUCCUCAACGUUAACCAUCGCUUUCCGUCAAGUCAACCAACCUACUUUCAACUAAUCUCCCACCUAGAAAAUCAUCAAUCACAAUGGCCACCACCGUGGAGAAAGUUGCUGACGCUGCCGUCAACGACGUUACGAACGCUCUGAGCAAUACCUCAAUCACUGGCAAGGACGACAACAAAGAUGCCGUCCACGCCAGCGCUGCCGAGGGUCGCCGCCUGUACAUCGGUAACCUCGCCUACGCGACAACCGAGGGGGAGUUGAAAGAAUUCUUCAAGGGCUAUCUUGUUGAAUCCGUCUCUAUCCCUAAGAACCCUCGCACCGACCGCCCUGUCGGCUAUGCCUUCGUGGAUCUUUCCACCCCUACUGAGGCCGAACGUGCCAUUGCUGAGCUCUCCGGCAAGGAGAUCCUCGAGCGCAAGGUUUCUGUUCAGCUUGCCCGCACUCCCCAGCCGGCUGGUGAGAAGGCUGAGGGUGCUACCAACGGCGAUGCUGGUGCUGAGGGCUCUCGCCGUCGUCCUUCUGGUCGUGGCCGCGGCCGAGGUCGUGGACGUGCCGGUCGCGCUGGUCGUGGCGGCCGAUCUGAUGGCGCCAAGGAUGAUGCCGCUACUACUGAGGCGGCCAACACUGGUGCUCCAGCCGACAAUGAGGUUCUUCCUCUAACCGACAUCACCAACAAGGCGGAUACUGACAAGGCUGAGAAGACCGCGAAGAGAGGUCCUGCUCGUGAGCGCCGUGAGCGCGGACCCCCUGCUGACGGCAUUCCUUCCAAGAACAAGGUCAUGGUUGCUAACCUUCCCUACGACCUGACCGAGGAGAAGCUGAAGGACCUCUUCCAGGACUACCAGCCUUCCUCCGCUAAGAUCGCUCUGCGACCCAUCCCUCGAUUCAUGAUCAAGAAGCUACAGGCUCGUGGUGAGCCCCGCAAGGGUCGUGGCUUUGGCUUUGUCACCCUCGCAUCGGAGGAGCUCCAGCAGAAGGCCGUCACUGAGAUGAACGGCAAGGAGAUUGAGGGUCGUGAGAUUGCUGUCAAGGUCGCCAUUGACAGCCCUGACAAGACUGACGAGGAAGCCAACAUUCCUCAGGAGCAUGAGACUAAUGGCCAGCAGGAGGCUGCCCCGGCUGCCGCCUAAAUGGCCUAGAAAUAUCUCGAUGACGAAGCGGCUUAAUUUCCCAUGAGAGAUGGAUUCCGAACCACUAUUGCUUAUUUUACGGAACGUCUUAUUUUAUGCGUCGAUCGAGAUUACGUGACGAAUUACGUCGGGGAUGGCUUCUUUCUUUGAGUUCACCAUAGUUACGCAAAUGCGCCAAGGCAGCAGCAUGACGUGGUCCCAGAUAUCGCCGGUAGCAAAGACUAUCAAAUAGUGUUUGCGUUUGGCUGGAGGACGUCUGGACCAUCAUGCUAGUUUUGGCACGUCCCCUUAAUUCACGAAUGACUUUGACAACCACCUCGAGCAUUUUCACGGGUUGUACACUAGGUGGACAACGGAGGGGGUACGGUAGGCUCGGAAAAGUUCUCGCGAGCAGAAUAGAUACGAUGAUUACGGAUUGAUGAUUCUACCUCUUGGACGUGACCUGAUGAUUAUGGAUGUAUGAAUUGUCUAUGUGAUUACCUAGUCACUAAUUAGGGCUUAUUAGUGAACUUGGAAGCAAAUGCAAGUUGAUAAUGCCUAGUUAAGUAUAUUAGCCGGAGCUUAAAGUACCAUGGAUAGCAUCCAUCAUAUUUGGUGUACUAGGUAGACUGAACGAAUGCCUACCUACCUAUCGGAGGGGUCCCCUUUUUUGGACACUGUUAUUCCAUCAUAAUCAAAGUAUACAUAGUUACAAAAAUCUAGCAUCCUGUC
Messenger RNA from Annulohypoxylon truncatum, 2054 nucleotides. Its product is annotated as RNA-binding domain-containing protein. The coding region runs from base 297 to 1343 and encodes 348 amino acids. The transcript is spliced from 4 exons. Gene Ontology annotation, cellular component: cytosol. The record is from RefSeq and is a predicted model, not a curated record. NCBI's taxonomy places the organism in Eukaryota, Fungi, Ascomycota, Sordariomycetes, Xylariales, Hypoxylaceae. Gene Ontology annotation, molecular function: mRNA binding.